AGGUUAUUUAUAAAGAGGUACUGAAUAAAGAUCAUGAAGUUCAUUUGCUUAUGAGCAAAGGUGCAGAAAUGCUGUCAAAGGUCACUCGAAAAGCUGAAGCUGCUCAGUUACAAAAUAAAAUGGACAGUACAAAGCGGCAGUGGGAAAAAGUUCGAAAGGCAGCAAAUGACAGGCACACAAAAUUGCAGAAAUGCUCAGAAAAUUGUAAGAAAUUCCACAACACAUUAAAUUCCUUUUUACCAUGGCUCAAUAAAUGUGAAGAUAAAAUAAAUGCUUUGCAGCCCAUUAGCUAUCAUAGAUCUCAACUGGAUAGGCAGGUUAAAGAAAUUCAAGCUAUCAAAAAUGAGCUGUCCAAACAUUCUCAGGAAUUUGAGAACACAUGUAAUUAUGGUGAAGCUUUAAUUUCAUGCUGUGAUGUUGAUACUGAAAUAAUCAAAGAUGAAAUUUCUGAUUUGAAGAAACGCUGGGACCGAGUAAAUCAUGAUGUUAUGGAAAGAACUCAAGCUCUGGAUGAUGUUUCUCACAAACUGACUGUAUAUCAAGAUAAAGCUCGAGAUGUGAAUCAUUCAUUGCAUCGACUUGAAGACAGAUUACUUUCACAUGAUGCUUUGGGAGAUAGUUCAAGAGAUCCUAAGUUGUUAGCUAGAAUGAAGGCCUUGGUAACAGAAGCAGGAGAAGUUAAGCGGCAACUGAACAACUUGAAAGAUUAUGUCAAUGUACUGGUUUCUGAAGCUUCUCCUUCAGUUGACACAUCUCAUAUCACUGAUGAAGUUGAUGAUCUUGAAAAACGACAUAGGUUGCUUACAGAAAAACUAGAGGAUAGAUGCUCUGAUCUUGAAUCUGCAUCAGAAAUUGUUGCACAUUUCAAUAACAAAAUGAAAGAUGCUCAUCAUGAUUUAAAUCAUCUGGAAGAAGAACUUGAUAAUAUGGCACCAAUAGCUCGAGAUAUUGGCACAGUAACAACACAAAUAAAUCAAAUUAAGAACUAUUUGCACAGGUUGAAAAGAGCUAGAGAUGAUUGUGAAGAAGUUGAGCACCAGUGUCAGGACAUUAUCACUCAUGGAUACACUCCUGAUCCAAAAGGAUGCAGAAAUCAGUUGGAUGGUCUUCAUCGUCAGCUCAUAAGAUUGGAAGAGCGUGCAAAGUCUAGAGAUAACAAUUUAGAAGCAAUGCUAAGUCGUCUGGAAAAGUUUUAUGAAGACUAUAGUGACAUUGCUAAAGAUUUGGAUGAGACUGUUGAUGAAGAACGUUCCUUUAAGCCUGUUGGUGGUGAAGUUGAUGCUAUUCGAUCUCAACAAGAAGAGUUUUCACUGUACCACAGAAAUCGCCUUGAACCAUUAGGAAAACACAUUGAGCAUAUUAACAAAAUUGGACAAGGUUUAAUACAGUCAGCUUCUCCGGGUGUCAAUACUUCGAUUUUGGAGCAAGAUUUGGAUACCUUGAAUGACAAGUGGAAUAGUUUAAAGCAAAGGAUGAAUGAGCGUGAACGAAAAUUAGAUAUUGCGUUCCUUCAAUCUGGAAAAUUCCAAGAAGCUCUUGAUGGAGUUCUGAAAUGGCUGGAGGACACAGAGGAAAUGGUUGCUAAUCAAAAACCUCCAUCAGCUGAUUACAAAGUUGUUAAAGCUCAGCUCCAAGAACAGAAGUUCUUAAACAAGUUGCUACUGGAUCGUCAGAACAGUAUGUCAUCUCUUAUGCAAAUGGGGACAGAAAUUAUGAAGAAUGCUGAACCCAUGGAGCGCAUGCAAAUCGAAUCUCAGCUUGGUGAUUUGAUGCAGAGAUUUGAGGAACUUUCUAACGCUGCUCAAGAGCGAACAGAUGCAUUAGAAAGAACAAUUCCUGUUGCAAAAGACUUCCAAGAUCGCAUAAUUCCCUUAGACGAAUGGUUAGAACAAACAGAAAAGAAAUUAUCUGCAAUGGCUACAAUACCAACUGACCAAGAAAAAAUUCGCCAACGUAUGAUGGAACAUGAGGCUCUUCAUGAUGAUAUAAUGGACCACAAAGAAGCUUUUGAAGAAUUGACCGAAGUUGCUCAGACAUUAAUGGGUCUUGUUGGCGAUGAUGAGGCUCAGAUGGUGGUGGAAAAACUCCAGGAAGCUACAAAUCAUUUUGCAAAAGUAGUGGAAGAUAGUGAACAUAUUGGGCAACUCUUAGCUGAAGCAUUCCAAGGCAUGGGUUCAUUCAAUGUAAAUUAUGAAGACUUAAUGGCCUGGAUAGAUGAAAUGGCAUCCCGAUUUUCACGGUUCCAUACUCUGAGCGUAUACGUUGAAAAACUGCAGGAACAAUUAGAUGAAUUAGUUGAACUGAGUGAAGAAAUUGCUGAUCAUCAAAAGCAGGUUGAUGAUGUUGCAAGUGCUGGUCAAGAUAUAAUGAAACAUGCUUCAGGUGAUGAUGUUAUACGAAUGAAAGAAAAGCUUGACAAUCUUAGCCUAAAAUUCACGGAUCUCACAAGUCGUGCAGCUGACAAAUUACGCCAAGCACAGGACUCCCUGCCUUUAGUGCAGAACUACCAUGCUUCUCAUGAACGUGUCACUUCGUGGAUGGAUGCUACUGAGAGGCAAUUAAAAAAUUUAGAAAAUGUGGGACUGUCUAGUCAAGAAACUAUUAUACAAAGACUUGAAGGAGAAAUCCAAGAAUAUCGACCUUUAGUAGAUACUCUGAACCAUCUUGGACCACAGUUAUGUCAGAUGUCACCAGGACAAGGAGCUGCAGAUAUUGAAAAUCAAGUCACUCGUGUAAACCGCAGAUUUGAUGUGAUAUGUGAGCAAGUACAACGAAAAGCAGAGAGAAUUGAUUUAUCUAAACAAAGAAAUGUUGAAGUCAUUGGUGAUAUUGAAGAUUUGCUUGAUUGGUUUCAUGAAGUUGAGAAACAGCUUCUACAAGCAGAGCCUCUGUCUGCUGAUCCAGAUGCAUUAGCUGUUCUUCUUAAAGAACAAAAGGCUCUAAAUGAAGAAGUAAGCAGUCAGAAGGGUCGGGUUCGAGAUAUAUUAUCGGCAGCGAAGAAAUUGAUGAGAGAAUCAAGUGGUAGUGACCUUGCAGAAGUAAGAGAUAAGGCUGAUGAACUUAAAGAUGUCACAAAUUCAGUGUCAUCUCUAUGUGCUGAUCGCCUGGCUGCUCUUGAGCAAGCAUUACCUUUAGCGGAGCAUUUCUUUGAAACGCAUAUGGACAUAUGUCAAUGGCUGGAUGAAAUUGAAACAGAAGCUGACUUACUAGAAACACCUGGUUUAAAUGCAAGUCAAAUAAAGAAACAACAAGACAGAAAUAAGGUUCUGAUGCAGUCUGUAACAGAGCAUAAAGCUUUGCUUGACAAACUGAAUAAGACAGGAGCCGCGCUGAAAAAACUGUGUAAGCCUGAUGAGGGUGCUAAAGUGCAAGAUAUCAUGGAUUCGGAUAAUAGCCGAUACAAUGCACUUAAAGAUAUCCUACGUGAUAGACAGAAUGCUUUAGAAGAAGCUAUGCAGGCCACAUCACAGUUUUCAGAUAAAUUGGAUGGCAUGCUGAAUUCUUUGAGCAGUACAGCUGACCAGCUUCAAAAUGCUGAGCCAGUAUCGGCACAUCCAGAGAAAAUAGAAGAGCAGUUAAAUGAAAAUCAGGCAGUACUGCAAGAUCUAGAUAAACGGUCGAAUGCAUUAGAAGCUGUUAAGAGAGCUGCUGAUGAUGUCAUAGUUAAAGCUGGUGGUGCUAAAGAUCCAGCUGUUAAAGACAUUAAACAGAAGCUUGAUAAACUGAAUCAGCUAUGGGAUAAUAUUCAGAAGUUGGCUCGUAAUCGAAAUCGUUCAUUGGAAGAUGCAUUAGCAGCUGCUGAAAGGUUUUGGGAUGAGCUUACUAUGGUUAUGAAAGCUCUGAAAGAGCUUCAGGACAGUCUGAAUGCACAAGAGCCUCCUGCUGUUGAACCUAGUGCUAUACAGCAUCAGCAAGAAGCUUUGCAAGAAAUUAAACAAGAGAUUGAACAAACAAAACCUGAAGUUGACCAGUGUCGACAAGCAGGUCAAGAUUUGAUGCAGCUGUGUGGUGAACCUGACAAACCUGAAGUGAAGAAACAUAUUGAAGAUCUUGAUUCUGCAUGGGAUAAUGUCACAUCUCUUUAUGCCAAACGUGAACAGAAUUUAGUAGAUGCUAUGGAGAAAGCCAUGAACUUCCAUGAUAUUCUUGGAAAUCUUCUGGAGUUCUUGGAUUAUGCAGAGGAAACUUUCUCUGGUCUUGGUCCUGUUGGAUCAGAUAUUGAAGCCGUAAAAGGCCAGAUUCAACAACUGCAGGGCUUUAAACAAGAGGUGGAUCCACAUAUGGUGGAAAUUGAAUCUUUGAACCGCCAAGCCCAUGAACUAAUGGAGAGAACAUCUCCAGCUCAGGCCAAGGCUAUAAGAGAACCACUUGCAGAAAUAAACAAGCGAUGGGAUGAUUUACUAAAGGGAAUUGUAGGAAGACAGAGAGAGCUGGAAAAUGCCUUAUUGAGACUAGGGCAGUUUCAGCAUGCGCUGGAUGAAUUUAUGGUAUGGAUGACAAAGACGGAAAAAACGCUAGAUGACCUGACACCUGUUUUUGGAGAUCCACAAGUUAUUGAAGUGGAAUUGGCAAAGCACAAGGUUCUGAUGAAUGAUAUUCAGGCGCAUCAAACCAGUGUAGAUACUCUGAAUUCUGCCGGAAGGCAAUUAAUUGAAGCAAACCGUGGAAGUGAGGAUGCCAGUGUUACUCAAAGUAAAUUAAAUAAGUUAAACAAAAGAUGGCAGCUUUUGCAAGAUAAGGCUGCUCAACGUCAGCAAGAACUUGAAGAAGCUUUACAUGAAGCACAACUAUUUAAUCAAGAAAUUCAAGAUCUUUUAAUGUGGUUAAGUGAUAUUGACAGCCAAUUAGUAUCUUCAAAACCAGUUGGUGGUUUACCAGAAACUGCCAGAGAGCAGUUAAAUAGAUUCAUGGAACUGUAUAACGAUCUUGAUAGUAAUAAACAUAAAAUUGAUUCCACUCUUCAACAAGGACAAGAGUAUUUGAAAAGAUCAAAUGAAGGAGCUGCAGGCAGUCUUCAGCACAAUCUGAAAACCCUCAAACAACGCUGGGAAAAUGUUUUAAAUCGGGCAAAUGAUCGAAAAAUAAAGCUAGAAAUUGCUUUAAGAGAAGCCACAGAAUUCCACGAAGCUUUGCAAGACUUCGUUGAAUGGCUAACAAAUGCUGAAAAAUUUUUAUCGAGCUUGAAACCUGUUAGUAGGGUAAUGGAUGUAGUAUUAGAACAAAUAGAAGAUCAUAAGGCAUUUCAAAAGGAGGUUGGUUCGCAUAGAGAGGUUAUGCUAAAUUUAGACAAGAAAGGAACACAUCUCAAAUAUUUUAGUCAAAAGCAAGAUGUGAUUUUAAUUAAGAACUUAUUAAUAAGUGUUCAGCAUCGGUGGGAACGUGUCGUUUCAAAAGCUGCUGAAAGAACUAGAGCUUUAGAUCAUGGCUAUAAGGAAGCUAAGGAGUUUCAUGAUGCAUGGUCUGAUCUUAGUCAUUGGUUAGAUGAUGCUGAAAAGCAGCUUGAUGUUCUUACGCAUGUUGGUAAUGAUCCUGAAAAAAUAAAGCAAAUGCUUUCAAAGCACAAAGAAUUCCAAAGGGCUCUGGGUGCAAAACAACCACUUUUUGAUGGAACUAUGAAACUGGGACGAAAUCUUAAGGACAAAUGUCCAAAAUCGGAUGUUGGUGUUUUGCAAGGAAUGAUGGAUGAACUAAAAAAUAAAUGGAACAAUGUGUGUGCCAAAUCAGUUGACAAGCAAAGAAAACUUGAAGAAGCAUUAUUAUUUUCUGGACAGUUCAAGGACGCAGUUCAGGCCCUCAUUGAUUGGUUGGAAAAAUCAAAGAAAGCCCUGUCAGAAAAUCAACCUCUUCAUGGAGAUUUGGACACCGUUAUGGCUUUGGUUGAUCAGCAUAAGACAUUCCAAGAUGAAUUAAAGAGCAGAGCAAAUAAUCUAGAAUCUGUACGACGUACAGCAAGAGAGCUGCUAGAAACAGCUAACGAUGAAGAUGCCGAACAUAUCCGUCAGCAACUUACACAAUUGGACAGAAUGUGGAUAGAAGUUGCAAAUUUGGCUGAAGAAAAGCAAAGAAAAUUAGAAGAAGCUCUUCAAGAGGCUGAACGACUGCACAAAGCUGUACAUAUGUUAUUGGAAUGGUUAUCAGAUGCUGAAAUGAAGCUGAGAUUUGCUGGUCCUCUCCCAGAUGAUGAAGAGACCACCAAACAACAGAUUGCUGAUCACCAGGCAUUCAUGAAGGAGAUGAUAGAGCAGGAAAUAAAUAAAGAUGCAACUAUUGCUCAUGCUCAGGAAAUUUUGAAAAAAUGUCACCCUGAUGGAGUAUCUGUAAUUCGCCAUUGGAUUACUAUUAUACAAUCACGAUGGGAAGAAGUAUCUUUGUGGGCAAAACAAAGGGAACAACGCCUUAACGAUCAUUUACGAUCACUGCGAGAUAUUCUUGAUCUGUUAGAAGAGCUAUUAAAAUGGUUGAUUGGUGCUGAAGCAACGCUAACAGCUCUUGAAGCUGAACCCUUACCUGAUGAAAUACCUGUGCUGGAACAAUUAAUUGUUGAUCAUCAGGAAUUUAUGGAUGACAUGACAAAACGCCAACCUGACGUUGAACGUGUCACCAAAGCAUUCCAAACUAAACGGCAGCCAGUGCAACAACAAGGUCAUCCUGGCAAGGAGAAAAGUCGGGAAAGACAUGAAUCGGCCCAAGAUCGCAAAUCUGGUAGAGGAACACCAUCUUUACCCAAAACACCAGUCCGUCAAACCAUUGAACCUGAAAUAAAGAAUCCAAGAGCUAGAGAGCUUGUAGACAGAUGGAGAAAUGUGUGGCUGUUAGCUAUGGAACGACAACGUCGGUUGCAAGAUAAACUCAACUACCUCAAAGAACUCGAAAGAAUCAAGAACUUUGACUUCGACGAAUGGCGCAAAAAGUUCUUAGCCUGGAUGAACAACAAAAAAUCUCGUGUUAUGGAUCUAUUCCGAAAAAUUGAUAAAGAUAAUGAUGGCAGAGUUACUUAUGAAGAAUUCAUUGAUGGUAUUUUAAAAUCCAAGUUCCCAACCAGCCGUUUGGAAAUGGAACGGGUAGCUGAAAUCUUUGAUCGCAAUGGUGACGGUUUUAUUGAUCACAAAGAAUACAUCGACACACUCCGACCAGAUAGAGAGAAGGGUCCAAUAACAGAAGCUGAAAAAAUUCAAGAUGAAGUUCAGCGGCAGGUUGCCCAGUGUACUUGUGUUCACAGAUUCAAAGUUUACCAAGUUGGGGAAGGAAAAUAUAGGUUUGGAGAGUCUCAGAAAUUACGUUUAGUCAGAAUAUUACGUAGCACAGUGAUGGUACGAGUUGGAGGAGGAUGGGUUGCGUUAGAUGAAUUCCUCGUGAAAAAUGAUCCUUGUAGAGCUAAGGGACGAACAAAUCUAGAACUGCGAGAGCAAUUCAUACUAGCAGAAGGUGUGAGUCAGUCUCUCCAACCAUUUAAACCCAAAGCCAGUCCAAAUUCUUCACAAUCCUCACAAAGUGGAGGUUCAUCAUUUAAUCGCUCUGGAAUGUCAUUACCUGCCACAGGUCCCAUAACAAAGGUAAGAGAAAAAAGUGAACGAAGUGUGCCUAUGCGACAACAAAGAGGACAUGAUUCUGGUAGUGACUUCAGUGCCACAAGUUACAGUGAUGCUGACAGUAGUUUUGGGUCAAAGUCAGCUCGUUCACGAGCAACCCCAAACCGCUUGACUCCUGGAACUGUUAACAAUCGUGCUGGGAGCCGACCAUCUAGCAGACCUCCUAGCCGGCCUUCGAGUCGCCCCCCAAGUAGAGCUGCCAGUGAUCUUUCUGCCGAUAAUGUAGACAGCUACCGAGCACGCAAAAUGGGAUCCACAGGAGCUCGCCAGAGAACCCCGAGUGCCUCUUCCCAGACAUCGGGCCGAGGAUCUGGAACCAGAAUUCCUACUGUGCGAAGGACACCAUCAUUUACCAACUCUAAUAGUAAGCCAGAACCAGUAAAAAAAGAAAGAGAGAGGUGGAAAUGAGAGAUCUUCAUAAUAAACUGGCUUGGUCUAUUUUUUAACGUUUUAUGUACAUAAAUUUGAUGUGGAAUAACAUCUGCUAUGCUAACAGGGUUGUCGUAAUUCAACUGUAGUGGUUCUGUAACUGCCUUACUAAAAUUUAUCACUACACUAGACUUCAGAGGUUUAGCAGAGAAAAAAGGUCAUUUGAGAUUUCCAUGCAUUAGUAGUUUUUUUUUCUUUCUUAUGUCUUCUGUGAUAACAAGAUUUCUUCCAACAAAUACUGGUAUUAUUCUAAGUAUUUCUCUCACAUCACAUAUUUAAAUUUGAUUAUUGAAUAAAUCUUUCUCUAACAUUCCACUUAUGUGUAUGAUGAAUAUCAACAAAGAUUUGGAGGGGGGAUUAUUUAUUCACAUAUUCUUCAAUUAAACUUUCUUCCAAGUUUGUUUAUACAGGUUGAAAUAUGACAAAUGGAUCUGUAUUCAAAAUCUAAAAAAUACUAUAUAUAUAUAAAGCUUUCCAAUUUAAAUUCAUGUCUUUAUAUAUUGUUCUGUGAUGAGAUCUAAUGUAAAGAAUGAAUUGGGGAAAAUGGAUGCCUUUCAUUUUCAUGAUGUUAAUUGACCUAGAGAAAGAAAAACAAAAAGUUUCUCUGUGUGAAUAUGAAUUCUGUCAUAAGUGCCAAGUGGACUUAAUUAUAUCUGAAGACAUGUUCCUUAACAUUUUGCAGCAUAUAUUGUAAUUAAUAUGUUGCUACUAAUGAAGACUGCAGGACUGCUUUCAAGGAUUGUGUUAUAAAAUAUUAACAAAUUGUCAAAAUGUGAACAUACUGUAUGAAUGUAGGAGAGAAAAAGUUUACUAUUGUAAUUAUAAGUACUUGUUAAAGUUUUAUUUUUUGAUGACCAUUCCUUGAUAUAUGUGAACUUUUUCUAUUAAAAUGUUCUAAUUAGUGCUAGCUUAAUAUUACUAGUAGCCGAAACACAGGCAAUUUCGUUUCAUUUCAUAAUUUAUAUUGAUUUAAGUUUUCGUAUCGCCUCACUCGUUAACAUUUUUGUUUGCUUGUUUUUGUUCAUUAAAAACAGUUUGUAAAAA
Molecule: messenger RNA, 9062 nt
Organism: Stegodyphus dumicola
Lineage: Eukaryota; Metazoa; Arthropoda; Arachnida; Araneae; Eresidae
Gene: shot
Product: dystonin-like protein short stop
Biological process (GO): wound healing; cytoplasmic microtubule organization; intermediate filament cytoskeleton organization
Cellular component (GO): cytoskeleton; cytoplasm; membrane
Molecular function (GO): microtubule binding; calcium ion binding; structural molecule activity
Source: RefSeq, a predicted model, not a curated record